Messenger RNA from Papilio polytes (common Mormon), 1056 nucleotides. RefSeq names its product V-type proton ATPase subunit D 1-like. Gene Ontology annotation, cellular component: proton-transporting V-type ATPase complex; vacuolar membrane. The coding region runs from base 83 to 934 and encodes 283 amino acids. NCBI's taxonomy places the organism in Eukaryota, Metazoa, Arthropoda, Insecta, Lepidoptera, Papilionidae. The transcript has 5 exons. The record is from RefSeq and is a predicted model, not a curated record. Gene Ontology annotation, molecular function: proton-transporting ATPase activity, rotational mechanism.
UGACAGUUAAUAAAAACUUCCAUCCAAUUGUCACAAAGUGUCAUAAUUCAACAAACUUUUAAUAGAAAAUUAUCGGAAAAAAAUGAAUACCGAAAAUCGAUACCCCGUUACUGCUUCCUUAUUUAUGUUAAGAGAAAUCAAACAGCGUCAGGAGAAAGUAACUCGAGGGUAUCAGUUGUUGAAGAGAAAGACCGAAGCCCUACGCAUGAGGGGUAGACAGGCUGCUGUAGAAAUGUCCGCCACACAAGCCAUGCUGGGGCACACUCUAAGAGAAGCCUACAUAUCUUUAGCUGCUAUUAAAUUCACAAAUGGAGAAUCUAAUGCAUUAGUUCUUGAAAAUGUCGGACAGGCACAAAUUCGCGUACUCAGAACACCAGAAAAUAUAUCUGGUGUUGCGACAGUAUCUCUUCAGGCUGUAGAAGAUUUAACAGCCAGCGACACGCUGCAGUACGCUGGCCUCGGCGCCGGCGGACAUCGUACUAGUGAAGCUAAAAAAUCUUUCAGAGAAGCUGUUAGAAUCCUUGUUAAAUUCGCUUCUUUAAGGAAUACUUGUCUGCUCCUAGAUGAGGCUAUAAAAUCGACGUUACGCAAAGUAAAUGGUAUAGAAAAGGUUAUAAUGCCAAAAUUACGCAACACUGAAACUUACAUACUCAUGGAAAUGGGAGAACAAGAAAGGGAGGAAUUCCACAGAUUAAAAAUGGUAAAAGCGAAGAAAAAUCAGAAAAAGAUCACUCAGAGCCAAAGUCGCGAUGACGCAGAUUCAAUUUUUUCUCACGCACUCGUUUCAGACACAUCGAACUCGCCUUGCACUCGAUUCUUCCAUACAAUUCUGUAUCAACGCACAGAUCCGGUAUUGUCGCAGUCAGAUUCCGCGGGAGAUGGCAAUGUCAUCUGCUACCCUCAUAAUUGGGAUGACGAAGAUUUAUUGUUCUAAUUGUUAAAUUUAUUUAUUACGUUAAAGCUGUUCGUCUGUUUUUAAGUUCUCUUUUUAUCGAAUAUGUUAAUCGAAUGCUAUGUGCCAGUAAAGUAAUUUGUUAAAUGGUUAUUUACCUUAAA